AUGCGUCUCUCUGUAGUCACCGUCAUAUCCCUGGCCACGAGCUCUCUCGCUGUGGCCUUAGUGCCCAGGGAAUCUAACAGCACAUUGGUGGAACCAAACCACAACCCCGGAGGCGGAGGAGGAGGAGGAGGAGGAGGAGGUGGUGGUGGUGGUGAAGGUGGUGGAAAAGGGGGUGACAAAUCCGCCAAGCCCUCUGCCACUCCCACUCCCACCGGUGGUCCCGGCGGCGGCGGCGGUGGUGGCGGUGGCAGUGGCGAGAAUCCUCCCGGCGGCGGAGGUGGUGGCAGUGGCGAGAACCCUCCCGGCGGCGGAGGCGGUGGUAGUGGCGAGAACCCUCCCGGCGGCGGAGGUGGUGAUGGUGGCGGAGAAUGCAAAGGAGGCGGAGGCGGAGGCGGAGGCGGCGGUGGUGAAGGUGGUGGAAAAGGGGGUGACAAGCCCGGCAAGUCUGCCAUGCCCUCUGCCACUCCUACCGGUGGUGGAGGCGGCGGUUCCGGCGGCGGCGGCGGCGGUGGUGGUGGUGGAGGCGGCGGAGAGUGCAAGGGAGGCGGUGGUGAAGGCGGUGGAAAAGGGGGUGACAAGCCCGGCAAGUCCGCCAAACCCUCUGCCACUCCCACCGGUAUUGGAGGCGGCGGCGGCGGUGGCGGUGGUGGUUCCGGCGGCGGAGAGUGCAAAGGAGGCGGUGGUGAAGGCGGUGGGAAAGGGGGUGACAAGCCCGGCAAGUCCGCCAAACCCUCUGCUACUCCCACCGGUGGUGGAGGCGGUGGUGGAGGCGGCGGUGGUGGUGAAGGUGGUGGAAAAGGGGGUGACAAGUCCGCCAUGCCCUCUGCCACUCCCACCGGUGGUGGAAAAGGGGGUGACAAGCCCGACAAGCCCGACAAGCCCGGCAAGAACCCCGGAAAGAACCCCGGCAAAACCCCCAAGAAGAAGUGCGCCAAGCUUCGGAUGAAAGCCAAGGGCACCGUCACUGGGUGGAUCGGCCAGCUUGAAAGCGGACAGCUCAGGAUCGGUCUCAAGCCGGUAAACUUCCGCUUGGAGAACGGCCAGAUCGUCGACUCCAAACGACGCGGCAUGUGGUGGACACCCCCUACCGAGACGCUCCAGUGCGACCCGGGCCAGAAGCCCGACAAAGGCUGGGCGACCGGCUGUGACGGCCAGUUGAUGUUCCAGAACCAGACCAAGUUCUUCCAGUGCGAGGCCGACAACCAGACGUACAACCUGUACAAGAAAGACGAUCAGGGCGUCAACUGCGGCGAGGUCACGUUGCACAUGACAUGUGGCCGCGGAGGGGGCGAGAAGCCUCCAGGCGAAAUGCCUCCACCUCCCGGCGAAAUGCCUCCCGGAGAAAUGCCUCCACCUCCCGGCGAAAUGCCUCAACCUCCCGACCAGAUGCCUCCACCGCCUCCCGACCAGAUGCCUCCACAGCCUCCCGCCGAAGGGGGCAUGCCUGCCGCCCCUUCGAAUCAAACCCAGUCUCCCACGAACGGAACUCAGGCCCCUUCGAACGAGACCGAGGCUUCUCAGAAUGCUACCGGGUCGAAGCCGCAAAUGCUCAGGCUAUGA
Colletotrichum higginsianum IMI 349063 is the source of this 1560-nucleotide messenger RNA. Its product is annotated as PAP2 superfamily protein. NCBI's taxonomy places the organism in Eukaryota, Fungi, Ascomycota, Sordariomycetes, Glomerellales, Glomerellaceae. Bases 1 to 1560 code for a protein of 519 amino acids. The transcript is spliced from 2 exons. The record is from RefSeq and is a predicted model, not a curated record.